AGCCGGAAGCGAGUCGCCGUCCGUUUGCGUUUUUGUUCGCGGCGGCCGUCGUCGUCGUCGUCGUCGUCGUUCGUCGUCGCGAUGGUGCUGGCGUUCGUCAUCCACACCGUGUGCCCGAUCGGCGCGCUCUCGUCCGGGGAGUGCAGGGUGCUGUACUCGCGCGUCUUCGGCGCGGACGAGGCGCUCUUCCGGGGCGAGCAGCAGCAGCAGCAGCAGCGGCUCGACGCCGGGGAGAGGCGACUGUUGGCGGCCGAGAAGAUCGCUGUGGUGGCCCGGCAGGUCCAAAGCGCCGUCUCGCUGCGCCGGGAAGCCUCGGGGCGGCCCCCGGGCGAGACGCCGCCCGGCGAGGAAGCCCUCGCCCUGCAGGAGGCCGACGGCGGGGUGCUGAGGCUGCGCGACGGGGACCCCUUCUGGCGGGAGGUCAGCGCCUUUUGGCUGGCCGUCAACUCGUUGGCCCUGGUCUUGCUGUGCGAGCCCCACGAGAACCCGAUGUUGGCCGAGGCGACGCUGCGGAACUUGGCCGGGCGCUGCCUGGACCGCCUCCACAUGUUGGCACCGGGCAGCGAGGUGUUGCUGAAGGGCAGCCGCGUGGACGUUUUGCUGAGUCGUCUCCUUCCCCACGGCCAGCUCCUCUUCCUCAACCACCGCUUCGCUCAGAGUCUGGAGAAGGACGUGGCCGCCAACGUCAACAAGUGACCGCCGGCGGACCGUCACAAUUCCGCUCGCGCCGGAUAGCCGUUAGCCACGGCGGAGGCUAAACGCGCUCCCUGUGGAUCGGCUGAGCAGGAGACUUUUGCGGGUACGCCAAAGGCCCAAAAGACCAUCGUCGCGAUCAUCUCGUUUUCAUGUUUGACGUAGCAACAAGAUGACAUUUGCUCACCCGAGUGUAUUGCGAUUGAAUUAUUUUUCCCUCGCAACAACUGCAGAAUCGCUUCACAUCUUUAGAUGUUUACUUCAAAGAUCUAUGUGGCCGUCAAGGACACUUUAUUUUUCAUAAGACAACUGCGACAUCGUUCCAAGUGUCCAUAAAUCCAUCGAUCCGGCUACGCCGGUGUUGCCUUCAGGGACAGUCUGAAAUUGUUUGUGGCCCCAACAGAGACACACACAGAACAACUGUGAGAUUGUUCAUGUCUCGUUCAAUACAUGGAGCCAUCCAUCUUGGCUGAUGUUGUCUUCACGGGGACUCAGACACCCCCCCCCCCCCCGUCCUCUUUCGCGAAAGCAGUGCAGGAAAAGGAACCAUACGGAUCAGUUCAGGGGUUGGCCACUUGAGGGCAGUAUGUCGCCAU
Molecule: messenger RNA, 1289 nt
Organism: Syngnathoides biaculeatus (alligator pipefish)
Lineage: Eukaryota; Metazoa; Chordata; Actinopteri; Syngnathiformes; Syngnathidae
Gene: ap5s1
Product: adaptor related protein complex 5 subunit sigma 1
Exons: 3
Coding region: 82-696 (204 amino acids)
Biological process (GO): double-strand break repair via homologous recombination; endosomal transport
Cellular component (GO): AP-type membrane coat adaptor complex; lysosome; cytosol
Source: RefSeq, a predicted model, not a curated record